Messenger RNA from Trachymyrmex septentrionalis, 1773 nucleotides. It is a transcript of the gene Alg11, whose product is annotated as GDP-Man:Man(3)GlcNAc(2)-PP-Dol alpha-1,2-mannosyltransferase. The coding region runs from base 322 to 1773 and encodes 483 amino acids. Gene Ontology annotation, molecular function: GDP-Man:Man(3)GlcNAc(2)-PP-Dol alpha-1,2-mannosyltransferase activity. NCBI's taxonomy places the organism in Eukaryota, Metazoa, Arthropoda, Insecta, Hymenoptera, Formicidae. Gene Ontology annotation, biological process: protein N-linked glycosylation. Gene Ontology annotation, cellular component: endoplasmic reticulum membrane. The record is from RefSeq and is a predicted model, not a curated record. The transcript has 9 exons.
CACAAAGAUAAAUAUUUACUUGCGUUCAUCGACGUGUAUUAAGGUGAAAGAAAGAGGAGAGAUAUAUGUUCUCGCGUGUUAGUGAGGUUAGUUUAGUUUUCGCGCGACAUAAGUGUGAUUGUGACUACUGUUGAGGUUAAUCCUCCGCUCACGAGGGAUCAUCCGUUUGAGGACCGCCACGAACUUAACGAAGUUACAUUACACGUUGGCAAGUUCUGGCAAACGAUAUCACGUGUAGAUCUGCAAGUGGUCGCGAACAUGAUUUUUUACUUCUUAAUGAAUGAAUGACUAUUCUCAGUUGCAACAUUUGUACCGACUGCCAUGACACCUAUAAUCCUAUUCGUAAACAUGCUGUUGUUAAUUGCUGUAUGUAAAAUAUUUUGUAUACUUGUCCUUUUGCCAAUUCUAUUGAUAAAAUGGAGAAAGUUUUAUUCAAAGAAGCGCGAGGAGAGACAACAGACUGGAACUGUUGUUGGUAUUUUUCAUCCAUACUGCAAUGCAGGUGGAGGAGGCGAGAGAGUACUUUGGGCCGCGGUUCAUGCUAUACAGACCAAAUAUCCUGACAUACACAUAGCUAUAUACACUGGCGAUCUUGAUGCAGACCCUGAAAAGAUUCUUAGCCAAACUGAAAAGACAUUUAACAUGAAAUUGCAACCAAAUAUCGAAUUCGUCUACUUGCAUGGGCGAAAAUGGGUGGAGGCUUCUACAUAUCCUUAUUUCACACUUCUGGGACAAAGCCUGGGAUCCGUCUAUUUGGGCAUCGAAGCGUUAAACAAUCUUACACCAGACAUAUACAUUGACACGAUGGGUUACGCGUUUACGUAUCCAUUGUUUAAAUACAUCGGCGGUUGCCUAGUCGGAUCGUAUACGCACUAUCCCACUAUUUCGACUGAUAUGUUGAAAUAUGUCUACAAGAGAGUUGUCGCGUACAACAAUCGAAGGAUCAUCGCCAGAAAUCCAUUACUUUCAGGAGGGAAAUUCCUUUAUUAUAAAUUAUUCGCAUAUUUAUACGGAUUGGUUGGUAGUUGCGCCGACAUCGUGAUUGUAAAUUCCUCGUGGACCGAAGAGCAUAUCAAUACUAUCUGGAAAUGUCCACUGAAGACGCAUCGAGUGUAUCCUCCAUGUAGUGUGGAGCAUCUGAUUGGAGUGCCACUUCUCAGCGAUGAGGAAAAGAAUAAAUGCAUACGCAUAAUUGCGAUCGCGCAAUUCAGGCCGGAGAAGAAUCAUCCACUCAUGUUGAGGGCGAUGUUCGAACUAAGAUCUAUUCUUAAAGAGGAAGUCUGGGAAAAGGUCAAGUUAGUCUGUAUUGGUUCCUGUCGAGAUGCCGAGGACGAAAGACGUGUUAAGGAUAUGCAAGAUUUGGCUAAACAUUUGGCUUUAGACAAAAACGUUGAGUUCAAGUUGAAUGUACCAUACUCGGAACUUGUAUCCGAGAUGCAAAAAGGAACGAUUGGUCUACAUACAAUGUGGAAUGAACAUUUUGGUAUUGGCAUCGUGGAGUGCAUGGCGGCGGGAUUAAUUAUGGUGGCCCAUUCUUCCGGUGGUCCGAGAGCAGACAUCAUAGAAACACGAAUGGGUAGUGUAAAUGGUUUUUUAGCAGAAGAUGAAAUGGAAUAUGCCAAAGUAAUAGCGUCCGUCGUACAAAUGCCUCCAAAGGUUCGAAAUGCUAUUAGAAUUGCAGCCAGGUCAUCUGUAAAUCGUUUCUCAUGUGAAGUCUUCGAGAAGGAAUUUCUACGGGCAAUCGAACCGUUUUUCAGAUCAAAACAAGAAUAG